CUCUUGGCAGCCCUUCUUUCGAAGAUAAGGUGAAUCGUAAACAAAAUCCAGUCAGACAUUACUAAGUGAAGCCAAAAUAAAAAUGAUAAGAGUACUGCAAAAAGGCACGCAUGUCUUGUUACGUCAACAACUGUCUGCGAGACCAGCCUUGCUUUCCGCGAAUUUCGCAACGGCCUUAAAGGGGCAGGAUGCACCCCCACCCAUAUAUACGAUGAAUGAAGUGCUAACUGAAAUCAUGCAGCGUUUGGGGCUGGAGAGGGGCUACUGUCCCAUACCAAAAAGUCGGGAACAUUUACUAAAGUAUACCCCGAAAGCGGAGGACUUACCCGCACGUGCAAUGCAGGAUUCCUACACGUCGGCGCUGCUCCCACUUAGUACUGAUUUGGAACUACAAGACAAUUACGUCUCACAUUUGGGUAACGUACGAAUGGGUCGUCUAAUGGAAGAUAUGGAUGCUUUUGCAGUUUGGGUUGCUCAUCAGCAUAUUAAAGUGCCCACCCUUCCCGCCAAUGUCAACUUGCCAUACACUUUUGUCACAAUACUGGUUGAUAAAGUGACGUUCAGCGACCUAAUAACCGAUGUCAAGCAAGAUAUACGUAUUUCUGGGCAUAUGUCUUGGGUAGGACGGAGUUCCAUGGAAAUCGUUGUGUGGCUAGAGCAAAAGCAUCAUGACGUUUAUAAGAAAAUAACUCGUGCGCUAUUUCUCAUGGGUGCACGCAAUGCUACCAAUACCGGGCCGGCUCCGGUUAAUCCAAUUGCACCAGCCACGGAGGAGGAGAAACAGAUACUUUCCGGUGGUGAGGAGCGCAAAAAGCGACGCCAAAUGAUACAAGCACAAUCGAUAUUUAAAGUAGAACCAAACGAUUUUGAGCAAUCCUUAAUGUAUGACAUCUAUAAGCGUACCACACAUACCAAUACUAUGGAGCUGAAUAAACGUUUGUUACCGUCGAAUGCGCGUUGGAUGUCUGAAUGGAGUACAGUUACAACGAUACCAUGCUUUCCGGAGCAUCGCAAUGCACACAAUACAGUGUUCGGUGGAUUUUUAAUGCGUUUAGGUUUGGAAAGCAGCUGGACAGCUGCUUUCCUGUAUUGCGGCACACGUCCCAAAUUGAUGCAUAUUUGCGACAUUAGCUUCGAGAAGCCUGUCCCGGUUACUUCGUUUAUAAAACUAACCUCCUAUGUGGUGUAUACCGAAUUGAAUUAUCUGCAAAUAAUGACAGUUAUUGAUGUAUUGGACACAAGUGGUGGCGGCAGUGGUCAAGUCACUACAAACGUCUUCUAUAGUACAUAUAAAUCAAAUGAGACUGUACACCAGAUACUACCAAGAUCUUAUCACGAGACUAUGUGGUACAUACAAGGAAGGCGCAAGUUUAAAUAUUCAAUGGGCUUGGAAUAAAUUAAUUUCAAAUGUGCAAUAUAAUCCCUAUAAAGACGCUAAGCUGAUUUAGUGCUUAAUUAUGCCUAUGUAAAACACAAUUUACAUUGUGAUUUCUAUAAAUUGUGUAUUUAACCUAAAAUCCAUUUUACUAACAGUGACUAAUAGCUUAAGUAAUCAUUGCAUAAAUUAAUUUUGAUUUUAGUAUAUUUUAUAAUAUUUAUAUUUGAUCGUUUUACUCAUUUUUGUAAGUAGAUAUAUUUUUUAAUUGCUGCUAUUUAUAAAAAGAUACUUACCUGUUAUUUAAUCGGCAUUGUAAUCUCUUCUGUGAAAAAUAAAGUGAUGAAGAAUCUCCAACAACCAUUCGUUGUGCAAAUACAA
Molecule: messenger RNA, 1756 nt
Organism: Anastrepha ludens (Mexican fruit fly)
Lineage: Eukaryota; Metazoa; Arthropoda; Insecta; Diptera; Tephritidae
Product: acyl-coenzyme A thioesterase 9, mitochondrial-like
Exons: 5
Coding region: 83-1396 (437 amino acids)
Biological process (GO): acyl-CoA metabolic process
Cellular component (GO): mitochondrion
Molecular function (GO): fatty acyl-CoA hydrolase activity
Source: RefSeq, a predicted model, not a curated record